AUGUCAACCGAGGAUUUGGGACACUGCGUCGUAUUAGAAGAGGUAGAGAGUCACGAUCCAACUGAUGAAGAGGUUGAACUCUAUGCCGCUAGCAUAGGAAUAAAUCCUAAAGAAAAUCCUGAGCUUUUGUACAUUGCCCGGGAAGGUGUAACUGCCCGUGUCCCAGAAGGUUGGACCAUUUUGCAGAAUCGUAAUGGUCAAAUCUUCUAUCAGCAGAACUCGUCAGGAAUUUGCGUUUGGCAGCAUCCUUUAGAUUCGUAUUAUCGAUCACGUGUAAAGGAGGCCUUAUCCAAGGGUGCAUCCGGUCAACCAGGUAAUUCACCGCCUCCCAAACCGAAAGCGAUACCAGCCACAGGCUCUAAGCAAGUGCUAUCAGCUAAAUCAAAAGAAGCUUCUUCUGCACCAGUCCCUGUGACACCAGUUAAAACCGAAACAAUCUACCAAGCCCUACCUGCUCCCCGCAAGUCGCCUUCUGUCGAUUUUAAAACACCCAGCCGUCCCUCGGUUCCUCGGCGAAAGGUCGGUGUUCCGCCGCAGUCCCCAACGACUCUCCCUUCCCCAGAUCAGGAUAGCAGAUCGGGUUCUGCGGCGGUCAGUUUUUCGGCCAUAAAUCUCCCCCACGUCCACUCCUCGCCGACUGGUAACGCCUCUGCGCGCAGAGUCCUUUCCGAGAGCAACGCUUCUGGCUGUGAGAAACAAAGUGUUGCCCGUCGUCAUCUUAAUCAUCAUCACCAUCACAGCAGUUGCCAUCAUUGCGCGGAGGGCGACGAGAAUGCAGACCCCACCGCCGAAGCACUCGUCAACCAAUUCGCUAGUUCUCUCCGCAUCUCGACCGGUAGGGAAAGACGGGCAUCGCGUAGGCUAUUUGACGACUCAGCGGGCCUUAAUUCCUGUUUGUAUUCACCGCCUGACAGCCCUCCGCCCAUCCCGACACAGCCGUCAGCGGCAGAAGCGGGCAGUCCGUUUGUCGAAUUUGACGGAAACGCCAGCCUAAGGUUUAUGUUGGAAGAACAGAAUCGACUUCAAGAGAAGUUGGCUUUCUUAAAACUAACCUACAAGGCAUACAAGUUGCGUCUGGCGCACUUGAAUUCGUCCAUCAAAAUGUUAUGUUCCACGGCGGCGUCAGCGGCGGCCCACCAACACCACCCAGGCGCACAAUCUCCCUCCCGUGUCCCCAAACAGAAUCUCAGGCAACACACCCACCACUUCCCCUCAUCCCAUCCGACGUUGCGUCUCUCUGCUGUGAACUGCGGCCAUUCUACCGGCACCGCCGCAACCAACAGCAGCAACGUCCAUCGUCGCUCCCAGAGACCAUCCACUACGACUUGCGGCGCUCCGCGCAACGAGUGA
This is a messenger RNA of Mesocestoides corti, 1350 nucleotides long. NCBI's taxonomy places the organism in Eukaryota, Metazoa, Platyhelminthes, Cestoda, Cyclophyllidea, Mesocestoididae. The record is from the annotation of a GenBank genome assembly.